GAGCGCCCGCGCGCGGGGCCGGCGGGGGCCUCGGCGGGCGAGCGGACGCGCGGGGCCAUGGUCGUGGCCCCUUGACGGGCCGCGGCCGCCUCCAUGAAGCGGAAGAGCGAGCGGCGGCCGAACUGGGCCGCCGCGCCCCCCUGCUCGCGGCGCUGCUCGGCGUCCUCGCCCGGAGUGAAGAAGAGCCGCAGCUCCACGUCGCAGGAACUGCACCGCCUGGACCACCAGGACGACCUGUACCUAGACAUCACCGCUUUUCAUGGAUACUGCUCCAACAAAGAUCGCCUUUGUUUUGCCAUUCUCUACAGCAGACCAAAGAGUUCAUCAAAUGUACAUUAUUUCAGCAUAGAUAAUGAACUUGAAUAUGAGAACUUCUACGCAGAUUUUGGACCACUCAAUUUGGCAAUGGUUUACAGAUACUGUUGCAAGAUAAAUAAGAAAUUAAAGUCCAUCACAAUGAUGAGGAAGAAAAUUAUUCAUUUUACUGGCUCUGAUCAGAGAAAACAAGCGAAUGCUGCUUUCCUUAUUGGAUGUUAUAUGGUUAUAUAUUUGGGGAGAGCUCCAGAAGAAGCAUAUAGAAUAUUAAUGUGUGGAGAUACAUCCUAUAUCCCUUUCAGAGAUGCUGCCUAUGGAAGUUGCAAUUUCUACAUUACACUUCUCGACUGUUUUCAUGCAGUAAAGAAGGCAAUGCAGUAUGACUUCCUUAAUUUCAACUCAUUUAACCUUGAUGAAUAUGAACACUAUGAAAAAGCAGAAAAUGGAGAUUUAAAUUGGAUAAUACCAGACCAAUUUAUUGCCUUCUGUGGACCUCAUUCAAGAACCAGACUUGAAAGCGGUUACCACCAACAUUCUCCCGAGGCUUAUAUUUCAUAUUUUAAGAAUCACAACGUUACUACCAUUAUUCGUCUGAAUAAAAGGAUGUAUGAUGCCAAACGCUUUACAAAUGCUGGUUUCGAUCACUAUGAUCUUUUCUUUGCGGAUGGUAGCACCCCUACUGAUGCCAUCGUCAAAGAAUUUCUGGAUAUUUGUGAAAAUGCAGAGGGUGCCAUUGCAGUACAUUGUAAAGCUGGCCUUGGACGAACAGGCACUCUAAUAGCCUGCUACAUCAUGAAGCAUUAUAGGAUGACAGCAGCUGAAACCAUUGCUUGGGUCAGAAUCUGCAGACCUGGCUCAGUGAUUGGACCACAGCAACAAUUUUUGGUGAUGAAACAAGCAAGCCUCUGGUUGGACGGUGACUAUUUUCGUCAAAAGUUAAGGGGACAGGAGAAUGGAAAACACAGAGCAGCUGUCUCAAAACUCCUCUUGGCUGUUGAUGACAUUUCAAUCAAUGGGGUCGAGAAUCAAGAAAAGCAAGAACCUGAACUGUACAGUGAUGAUGACGAAAUCCAUGGAGUGACACAAGGUGAUAGACUGCGGGCCCUGAAAAGCAGAAGACAGUCAAAAACAAACGCUAUUCCCCUCACAGUAAUUCUUCAGUCCAGUGUUCAGAGCUGUAAAACAUCUGAACCUAACAUUUCUGGCAGUGCAGGCAUUACUAAAAGAACCACCAGAUCUGCUUCAAGAAAAAGCAGUUUUAAAAGCCUGGUUCCUCAGAGGGAAGGAAGGAAAAGGAAUGCUUUGCAACAAAUGCCCUUAAUGGCAUUAUGGUACUCGCAUUGCUCUGCUGCUUCUGCCCACCCUUCCUGUUUUCUUUGUUUUUAUUUUUAUUUUUUAUUUUUUUGCAGAACUGAACCUUUUUCUGCUCUGCCUUUCUCUCCCGUUUGUCUUUACUUUAUGGUUGGUACUGUACUGUCUUUUCCAAAAUACUUGUCAUUAAAAAAAUUAUACAAAGUGUAUACUUUUUAGCAUGUCACUACUUUUAUUAUGUUGCCUUCCUUGUCUUUUGAUAACUACAUACAGGACACUUGGAAACCUUCAUGGUAAAAUCCUUUUUUUUCUCCCCCUGUAGUCCCUCCAUUUCAAGGACUAAAACAGUCUUGCGUUAAGUAAAAACCUGUGACCAGAACUGAAGGAAGACUCUAGGAACAGAAAACUACAGCAGGACUUAGCACAAUUUAUUUGGAAAAAAAACAAAAUUGCAAAAAAGCCUUAGCUGCUUUCCACCUAAGAAGUUUAUUCAAGGAAGACAAUGUCCACUGGAGUUUAAAUAACUACAUGAGUUUGGGCACAAUCAGUGACUUGAAGAAGGCCCGGCUCACCUUUUGUAGAAAUGUCUCGAGUUUAAUGACAAAAAAGCUGUUGUAAAUUUAGUCUCAGGUGUAAAUAUCAAAAGCCCUCUGCUGUCAGGAGAGCUGACCAGUUUGUGUGGUGCACGUGUGUCCCUGUGAUGGCAAUCAUUUUAGCUGCUGGCCUUCAGAAGAAGGGAGGAUCUGAUGGAGGUUUUUUAUGUAUUUAUUUUCUGUUCACCCUGUGUCAAAAUUUAUAAAGAGAAAACAGGCGUUACUGAAAUGAUCCUCUCUGUAAUUUGAUACUGUUUGGUUUAACCAUCUUCAGUUUAACAUUUGUAACGUGGUUGUAAUGGUAACUCUGUUAAGUACCCAAGCUGCUUGUCUUCCACCAAAGAGUGCUUUAUUAACAAGAACCUGUGAAAAACCUGUUUGAAGACUGUUGGAUGUUGUGAUAAAAAGUGGUACUUUGGCAACCUAAACUGGUAAGAGAAUGUGAGCUGUAGCUCUAGGAAGACUCAGGAGGGGAAACUGGCUUCAGAGUUGGAAGAUUGUUGUAAGUCAUUCCUCUAUGUGUCGUUGAGGAACUGGAAAAUGCCAAGGCUGCCCACUGUUUGGUUGCCCAGUCCUACAAACAAAUCAUAUUUCCUUCCACACAUGAUUUAAAAA
Molecule: messenger RNA, 2834 nt
Organism: Lontra canadensis (Northern American river otter)
Lineage: Eukaryota; Metazoa; Chordata; Mammalia; Carnivora; Mustelidae
Gene: CDC14B
Product: cell division cycle 14B
Exons: 15
Coding region: 94-1845 (583 amino acids)
Biological process (GO): regulation of exit from mitosis; microtubule cytoskeleton organization; protein dephosphorylation
Cellular component (GO): nucleolus; mitotic spindle; spindle pole
Molecular function (GO): protein serine/threonine phosphatase activity; protein tyrosine/serine/threonine phosphatase activity
Source: RefSeq, a predicted model, not a curated record